UUCAUCAAUUCCCUCCAUUUCCCCCUCAAAUUCAAAACCCAGCUCGUCAGAUCUUUCGUUUACAUUUCAUCUUUCACUUCCCAUUCCGUGGAAUUCUGCUACCAUGGCAGAUUGUGAAGCUCCAUCUUUCUCUCUCGGUCUUGAUUUGGAUCACAAUGUCGAUGAAUCAAACUCUCGCUCUCCGCUCAGUCUUCCCCGUGCUUCUGCACACGUGGAGGAUAAGGAAUGCUUCGGCCCCGAUGUGGUCGAGUCCGAUCCGGAUAUGGCUCCAGACCCACCACCUCGGAUUCUGAAGCGGCUACGACGUGGACCAGGUGAUGGGUCGCCGCCGCCCAUCCAGAGGCAGGAAGGGCUACGAUCGGGUUGUGACGGCGAUGAUGAUAUCGAGGAAUUCUCUGAUGAGGAAGACCUUCAGUUUCAAGCACGCCCACCAACAUGGAAUCAGCCUUUGUGUAGCAGCUCCAAAAUUUCAUUGAAUGGAUCUGGAGUUUUAACUACUCAUUCAUCUGGCAACCGCAAAGAAAGAAAAAUGAAAAAAACUUCAGGUAUCCUAGGAUCUGCUACAUUGGAGAUGGGCCAGAGUGGGUUGAUGUUUCCAAAGUUGACAGCUAGUCCACUUCGCAAAUUCCAGUUGCUUGAUUCUGAUUCUGACGAUGAUGAUGAUGACCCUGUAAGUGAAGAUGUUAGUGGUGGCCGCAAGGUUGAUCCAUGCUUCAAGGAACCAUCAUGUAAGCCAAACGAAUUUGUAACUUCUUUUGAUAGAAAAGCAUCAUUUCAGAUGCACCAAAGCGAGGAUCUAUGGAAAGAUUUCUCUCCGGUGAAGAGUUUUUCAAUUCCAACACCUGCACUGAAUGAGGUUUGUGAAGAAUACUUCCGUUCUGCAAAGGACAAAGAAAAGGAAACAUCAGUAUCUGCAAUUCACUAUGAGAGCUUGUUUGAGUCCACUAGCUGUCAAAGGGAUGAACAAAUAUGGAAUUCAGCUUAUCCACUUCCUCCAGCUCAUCAAUAUUUUUUCCACAAGGAUCCAAGAAUCAGGAAAUUAGUUCGCAGUCGCCUGUUCAAUUUUUAUCCACUAGGUGUUGACAAAGUGAAUCACCAACCUAAUGCAUCACAUAUUGAUUACAUGGGACAAUUUAACAAUGAAGGUUCCAAAAAGAAGGAAGCUUGUAAUGGUUACUUGGAGAAAAGCUCGACUAGGGGAAGAACCAAACCAAAAGAAGUUACUGUUGAAGAACCUUUCCAUGCUUCUGGGGGCUGGGUGGCUCCGAAAAUUAAUUCUUCUUUUGGUGGAGAAUCUUCUGAGAGGAAAGCAACAAAAAAAAGUAACGCGAAAACUAUGUCAAAAGGAAAAAGUAAAGCAAACUUGCCAAAUUCUUCAGAAAUCUUGCAUGCUUCUGCAAAUUGGGUGGAACCACAGAACUGUGCCAACAUGCCAAAAGAUGCAAGCAGAAGACGUGUUCAAGCAAACAGUAAAUCAGUGGGCCACUGGUUUACAGGAUCAGGUGGAAGAAAGGUCUAUGUCGCCAAAGAUGGGCAGGAGUUAACAGGCCGAGCUGCUUAUAGGCAUUAUCGGAGGGAAAGUGGAUCAGGAUUCAAAAAGUCAAAAAGAAAACCAGUGGCAAGAAGAAAACUACCUGAAUCUUGGUGUAAAGGCGUCGGUUCUGUCUGGCUUUCCCACGUCUUGUUGUACGUUACCCAGAUCUCAUGGCACGUGUGGUCCUGCAAGUCACCAGUGGCCGGCAAAGAUGGACCAAGGCCCUUGAUUGUCUGA
Molecule: messenger RNA, 1771 nt
Organism: Prosopis cineraria
Lineage: Eukaryota; Viridiplantae; Streptophyta; Magnoliopsida; Fabales; Fabaceae
Exons: 6
Coding region: 104-1771 (555 amino acids)
Source: RefSeq, a predicted model, not a curated record